Penicillium subrubescens is the source of this 2466-nucleotide messenger RNA. RefSeq lists its product as uncharacterized. Gene Ontology annotation, molecular function: calcium-dependent cysteine-type endopeptidase activity. The transcript is spliced from 4 exons. The record is from RefSeq and is a predicted model, not a curated record. The coding region runs from base 1 to 2466 and encodes 821 amino acids. NCBI's taxonomy places the organism in Eukaryota, Fungi, Ascomycota, Eurotiomycetes, Eurotiales, Aspergillaceae. Gene Ontology annotation, cellular component: cytoplasm. Gene Ontology annotation, biological process: proteolysis.
AUGGAAUACGACGACGAAAUGGGCUUCGGCAACACGGGGCCCCCAGCAUCCUCACGCUCAAAUAGUCGACCCCCUCUUCGCGCCCGUCGCCAAGCCCCACAAGAACUCGUCAAGCAGUUCUGGGAACAAUUCAACACCAAGUACCCCGGAAAAGUGUAUACGGUGUUGCCUGAUAAUCCGUAUGCGCGCACGAGGGCGAAACGUGUGCCUAAUGGUGUGAUUCAGGGCCACGCAGCGGUGAAAUCGUACGAACAGGCGCGGCGGGAGUGUAAGACGUCCGUUGAGCGGAUUGUUAAGGAGUGUCGCCGGGUUAAUCAGAAGUAUACGGAUCCGCAUUUUGAUAUUGAGUUGGAUCUUAAGUCGAAUCGGAGACAUUAUUUGGAUGAGUUGGAUAAGGUUAAUGAUAUUAUGAAGCCGAGGGGUGUGAAGAGAGUUACGGAAAUCUUUGAGAACCCCCAGUUCUAUGUGAAUGGACCGACGGCAUCGGAUGUGCGUCAAGGGUAUGAUGGUGACUGCUGGCUGAUGGCUGCGCUGUGCACAAUGGGUAACAAGGACGGUUUGAUCGAGAAGAUCUGCGUUGCUCGUGAUGAGACUGUUGGUAUUUAUGGAUUCGUGUUUUAUCGCGACGGCGAAUGGCAGCAAUGCAUCGUGGAUGACAAACUAUAUCUCCGAGCUGCAGACUACGACGAGUCCAACGAAGAGCGAAUGACUUGGGAUCUGAUCAACCGCAACGACACCGAAGAAGAGUACCGCCGUGUCUGGCAGACGGGCUCACGGGCACUGUACUUUGCGCAAUGCGUGGAUCCCAAUGAAACCUGGCUGCCUCUCCUGGAAAAGGCAUUCGCCAAAGCUCACGGUGAUUAUUCCGCCAUUGAAGGCGGCUUCGUUGGUGAAGCGAUCGAGGAUUUGACUGGAGGUGUAACGUCGGAAGUCCUGUCUAGUAACAUUCUGGACAAGGACCGGUUCUGGGCAGAAGAGCUCAUGAAGGUCAAUGAAGAGUUCUUGUUUGGUUGUGGUACUGGUUUAUUCUCGAACUGGUUGGAUACACGGUCCCCGCCGCGCGAUCGGAAGGGUAUCUCGGAGAAUCACUCAUAUUCGAUCAUGGAAGCGAGAGAAGUCAAGGGCAAGAGGUUACUGCGACUGAGAAACCCCUGGGGAAAGAAGGAAUGGCAUGGUGCUUGGGGUGAUGGAUCGAAGGAGUGGACGACGGAGUGGAUGGAUUUAUUGGGGCACAAGUUUGGGGAUGAUGGAUUCUUCUGGAUCUCGUAUGAGGAUCUGCUCAAGAAAUAUCAACAUUUCGACCGGACUCGUCUCUUUGGAGAUGAAUGGACCAUCACUCAGCAGUGGACUACCCUGAAUGUCCCUUGGUCUGCCGACUAUCACAGCACCAAAUUUGUCAUGAACGUGACCGAGGCUGGACCUACUGUCAUCGUGCUUUCUCAGCUGGACACCCGAUACUUCAAAGGUCUCGCCGGCGAAUACAGCUUCGUGCUCAAAUUCCGGCUCCAAAAAGAAGGCGACGAAGACUACAUGGUCCGCAGCCACAGCAGCCACUUCAUGGCCCGAUCCGUCAAUGCCGAAAUCGACCUCGAGCCCGGCCGUUACCAAGUCCUCAUGAAAAUCACCGCCUACCGACACGACGAAGAAUCAACCGAAGAAACCGUCCGCCGCCUAGCGUCCACCCACCGCGAAAAGCUCGUGCAAGUCGGACUAUCCUACGAUCUCGCGCACGCAAAGGGUCUAGUCGCGGAAACCGAUCAAGAACGAUAUGAAUCGGAGCGCCGAAAGGCCUGCGAAUGGAAGAAACUCCGCGACGAGACCAAGCGCAAGCUGCAAAAGGAGUGGAUUCGGGAGCGCAAAAUGUCUGCUCGUCAACAGCGCCAGGCAGCACGACGACCGCGCAGAAUGACAAAUGGUGCCUCGCCAGAUCGCGGGCCUAUUCCUGGCCAAAUCCUCGCCGAUACCAAGGCGACUCAGUCACCGACUGAAGUUGGUAGUAUCUCCAGCGAUGUGAGUGAUCGCAGACCCGCUACGAACGGUACAAGCGGGUCAGUGCCAACCAUCCAAUUCAAUGGCCUUCACGCCCGACACGCAAGUGGCUCGGGUUCAACGCGUCGGAGAACAGAAUCUCCCCGUCCAAGUUUGAACACCCGUCUUGCCAAUGAUAAUCUGGAUAUUACCGAUUUGGAACUCCUGGAUGGAUUCGAGUUCGAUAGUGACUUGGACAUGCCAAUUGAAUCGCCGAAAAAUCGUCCUCCGUUCGCAAAUCUGGAGGGUCCGGCUGAGGAUCCGUGGAAUGCGGUCUGUGUUGUUGGGCUGCGUGUUUACUCUUUGGACCCGAAGUUGAGUCUGCAGGUUAUGCAUCCCGUGCCGGAGGAUGAUACUGAGGCUCCUUUGGAUCGAGAUGAUCCCGCGGCGUCGGCGACGUUGGAGAAGAGCUUCUGGAGUGGUCAAAUCCCCAAUUAA